AUGCAAUCCUCCUCCAGGCCAUUGACGCUUCAGCGUCCGUCCGUGUCGAGCCCCUCGGCCACUGCGAUACCCAGCCGGUCCCAUGCUCGAAACAACUCCCACUCCCUCCUCUCCUCUUCCCUCAACGCGAACCACCGCGUGACCCGACGCAAGUCCGUGACGAAUCCCGGUCCUAACGUAGCUGCUCUCACCGCGGCUGUUGCCAACGGCGAGCAGAUUGCUGCUAUCCCCAUCACGAACGCCGGCCGACGAAACACCAUCUCCAAAGCGGCCCUGGCCAAGACAUCCCUCGUCGGCAGUCUCCCCUCCCCUCCGGCUAGUCUGCCAACCAAUGGGGCCAUUCCCGACAUCAAGCAAGAUGCACACGACAGUGCUAUCGACGACGGCAAUGACGUUUCGGCAGACGAAGAUGACAAGUCUCAGAAGGCUCGCAUUCGACGAGCUAGUGACGGUUCACCACUUGUGAAGGAGCCCAAGAAGAGCAACCGUGUCGAGGUUCGCUGUGAAAAGUGCGGCAAGAGUUACAAGCACAGCAGUUGCUUGACCAAGCACUUGUGGGAGCAUACCCCCGAAUGGUCCUUCACGUCGAAGCUGCUCAUUUCAAAGCACCAACAAGUGCAGCUUCUGGAAGCCGCCUCUGUACUUGUCGCUAUGAACGACAAGGAGAGCACAGCGACGCCGCCCGAGUCAACUAAGGACUCUGCUAGCGAGCCGGAUUCUCCAUCGCCUGCUGCCUCAGGCUACUCAGACCACGUUGAACGCCAAAGCUCGGCCGAUACUACCCCGCCGCCCAUGGAGGAAUCUGGUCUUAACGAAUUGUCAUACCGCGAUGGCAAUGGUGCUGGGUUUGCUCGAAGCUACCAGUCCACCGUCUCCGGCAGCCUUCCCAGGGGCUCGGCUUUUGGACAUUUCCGACAGCCUAGUCACGAGCGUCGCCCACCGUCGUCUGGUGCCAACCACACGGGUGAGGAUGACCGUGACUUGGCUGCUGCAGUCGAGCUGCUCAGCUGCAGUUUCAACAGCAACAAUGGAUCCCGCAGUACUGUCACCGUGCCCUUAGAUGCACCCCCGGUACCACCAGUCCCAGCCCAGUACCUUGACCAGGCUGCUUCGUUUUCGAGUGCGGGAUUCAUCAACAGUUUUCCCCAGCGUCAGCCAGAGAGCUUUACUCGAGGCGAGAUGCGACGCGGGGGUGAAGAUGUCAAGAUGGAAGACAGCGAUGACGACUUCGACAUGCAGUCGCGUGCUCGGAGUGACGAAGAUGACGAUGGCGUUUUCGGUCGCAUGGAGGAGUAA
Molecule: messenger RNA, 1296 nt
Organism: Metarhizium acridum CQMa 102
Lineage: Eukaryota; Fungi; Ascomycota; Sordariomycetes; Hypocreales; Clavicipitaceae
Source: RefSeq, a predicted model, not a curated record